ACGGAACGAAGUUUGGAAGAAGUGAGCCGCUGCCGAGAGCUCAGAAAGUUUGUUUUUCCUUCGCAGCCGGGGAGCUGGGAGAGCCGAAAGCGGGGACUGCUUGAGGACGGCGCUGGCGCAUGUGUCCCUCGGGACUGAUCUCCCUUUCCUUGCAGGUUUUAAGACCCGGAGGAUACAAUGUUCACUAAACUCUUCCAGCAGUGGAGUUUCGCAGUGUUUCUGCUGAGUUAUUCCGUGCCCUCUUACGGCAGAUCAGUAGAGGGGAUCAGCCGCAGACUCAAACGUGCUGUAUCAGAGCACCAGCUAUUGCAUGACAAGGGCAAGUCAAUCCAAGACUUACGAAGAAGAAUAUUCCUUCAAAAUUUAAUUGAAGGUGUCAAUACUGCAGAAAUCCGUGCAACUUCAGAGGUUUCACCUAACCCUAAGCCUGCUACUAACACGAAGAACUACCCUGUCCGAUUUGGUAGUGAAGAUGAGGGCAGAUACCUAACGCAGGAGACAAACAAAUCACAGACCUACAAGGAGCAGCCCCUGAAGGUAUCGGGGAAGAAAAAGAAAGCAAAGCCGGGAAAACGUAAGGAACAAGAGAAGAAAAAGAGGCGAGCCCGCUCAGCUUGGCUAAAUUCUGGCAUGUAUGGAAGCAGCGUGACCGAGAGCCCACUCUUGGAGAACUCUGUUACUACACAUAAUCACACUUUAAGGAGGCGCUGACAUUUUCAGCAAGAUAUUUUUGGAAGACAUAUUGCAGUAUUCUGUAAUAGUGAACAUAUGGGAAGUAUUAAAAUAUUUAUUACCUGUAAAUAUUGUAAAUGCUCAGAAUAAAACCUUUUUCCCCCAUUGC
This is a messenger RNA of Leptosomus discolor (cuckoo roller), 841 nucleotides long. RefSeq names its product parathyroid hormone like hormone (gene PTHLH). Gene Ontology annotation, biological process: bone mineralization. The record is from RefSeq and is a predicted model, not a curated record. Gene Ontology annotation, molecular function: hormone activity. Gene Ontology annotation, cellular component: extracellular region. Lineage: Eukaryota; Metazoa; Chordata; Aves; Leptosomiformes; Leptosomidae.